GCAUUCGACGGAACCUCCGAAGAUAUCUGAGUCUCUGUGAGGUCUGUGCAGACUCGACACUGGCCAAUUACUGGACGUUCUGAGAAUCUAAGUACUGCUCGACACCACGCAGUGGAACUUUGAAACCCCUUGGUUAAUGUUUCUGCGUUCGCAGAAAUUUUGACCCUAUGGUAGCAUGCUCCCUUAACAGGUCGACAUUGGCGAUAAUAGUGGAACAUUGCCUUUGCUGUGGCGUCAUGACCAUGGUUGCAGCAUACGCCAGUAUGGGGAGUAUUCAGCUCCAUCUCAACGGGAGUCCUUUGACAGAGUCGUGUUCCACUCCGUCCCUCCUCCUAGCCAUCCUUCGUGUAGAAACCACAUAUCAUCGUCCAGAAACCCGGUCAAACACAAACUGCAUCUUCACUCUUGAAAUGCUUUCCUUUACAGUGUCACUUGACGCUGUGGUCUUGCCGAUGCUUAUAACAUGCAAAUGCAACAACGUAGCGAUAAGUGACUUCCCUUGUCACAAUAUUUCUCCUUUCGUAUUUUAUGCAAGAAUGGCGGUUUCAACCUUGACGAACCAACUGCUCGAUGUUUCAGCGAUCGUCGCCUCUCACAAUGAGGUUGUCCCUGGUGGAAACGUUCGCGUGCCACAAAUCAAGCACUCGAUAGGUGAGCAUUAGAUUUCUCCGUUUUCAGGUACUUUGCUGUAAGGAGUUCUAUAUUUGUUUCAUUGGAAUACUCUUGUAUGCAGCAACAUCUCUCUGUUCUAUUGUUUGCGUGCUAUGGCGUAUUGUCUUGGUUCGUUUUUGCGCUUGUCCCACAAAGUCACAACCACUAUUCUUCCACUGGUGCUCAGACCUCUACGCCACUACCCUCCACAUCCCGCCACUGUCCUUGUCUUAUAUAUAAGCCACCAUGUUGUAUUCUCACUUACU
Molecule: messenger RNA, 917 nt
Organism: Suillus fuscotomentosus
Lineage: Eukaryota; Fungi; Basidiomycota; Agaricomycetes; Boletales; Suillaceae
Exons: 1
Coding region: 168-662 (164 amino acids)
Source: RefSeq, a predicted model, not a curated record